This is a messenger RNA of Stegastes partitus (bicolor damselfish), 1790 nucleotides long. Its product is annotated as cytochrome P450 2J6-like. The record is from RefSeq and is a predicted model, not a curated record. Gene Ontology annotation, biological process: xenobiotic metabolic process. The coding region runs from base 4 to 1500 and encodes 498 amino acids. The transcript has 9 exons. Gene Ontology annotation, cellular component: intracellular membrane-bounded organelle; cytoplasm. Gene Ontology annotation, molecular function: heme binding; iron ion binding; oxidoreductase activity, acting on paired donors, with incorporation or reduction of molecular oxygen, reduced flavin or flavoprotein as one donor, and incorporation of one atom of oxygen. NCBI's taxonomy places the organism in Eukaryota, Metazoa, Chordata, Actinopteri, Pomacentridae.
GACAUGGAGGCAAUACUCCGUGUUCUUGACUUGGAGUGGAUAGACAGCAGAAGUAUUUUGAUAUUUUUAUGUGUUUUUCUGCUGUUGGCUGACAUUUGGAAGAACAGGGUGCCGAAAAACUUCCCUCCUGGACCCUGGGCUCUACCUUUUAUUGGUGAUCUUCAUCGCAUCCAACCUGCAAGACUUCAUCUGCAGUUCACAGAGUUUGCAGAGAAAUAUGGAAACAUUUUCAGCCUUCGUCUUUCUGGUGGAAGGAUCGUGGUUCUUAAUGGCUACAAGCCUGUGAAAGAAGCCUUGGUCCAACGUGGAGAAGACUUCGCAGAUCGUCCCUUUGUACCCUCGUUUGAUGAAUUAGCUAGGGAAAGAGGUAUUGUGCUAUCUAAUGGUUAUCUAUGGAAGCAGCAGAGGAGAUUUGCUCUUCAUACACUCAGAAACUUUGGUCUGGGCAAGAAGAGUAUGGAGCUGUUCAUCCAGGAGGAGUGUCAAUAUCUCACGGAGGCUUUCGCAGAUCACCAAGGCAAGCCUUUCAAUGCCCAGUCACUGAUGAACAGCGCUGUGUCCAACAUCAUCUGCUGUUUGGUGUUUGGACAUCGAUUCGAGUACACUGAUAAGGCGCACCAGACUAUUCUGGACCACUUCAAUGAGAUUGUGCUCUUGCAAGGAGGUAUAUUGAUCCAGAUUUACAACAGCAUGCCCUGGCUGAUGAAGUGGCUGCCUGGACCUCAUCGGAAGAUCUUUGCUCUGUUGUAUAAGAUCAUUGACUUCACAAAAGUCCAGAUCAAAGAACACAAAGAAAACCUCAACCCCUCAUCACCAAGAGACUACAUUGACUCAUUUCUGGUUGAAAUGGGAGAUAAGGAGGACAAAGAUGCUGGGUUUGAUCUCAAGAAUUUAUGUUGUUGCACUCUGGACCUGUUUAUUGCUGGAACUGAAACUACUACCACUACUUUACACUGGGGGCUGCUGUACAUGAUCCACCACCCUGACAUACAGAAGAGAGUCCAGGCUGAGAUAGAUGCUGUGAUUGGUUCAUCCAGACAGCCCUCCAUGACUGACAGAGAAAACAUGCCCUACACUGAUGCAGUCAUCCAUGAAAUACAGAGAAAUGCCAACAUCCUCCCGCUCAAUGUGGUCCGCAUGGCGAACAGGGACACCACACUGGAUAAGUACACAAUCCCAAAGGGCACCAUUUUAAUGGCUUCACUGAAUUCGGUCCUAAACGAUGAGACAAUGUGGGAAACUCCACACUCCUUCAACCCUCAGCACUUUCUGGACCAGAAUGGUAAAUUUAGGAAGAGAGAGGCCUUCCUUCCAUUUUCUGCAGGUAAGCGGGUGUGUCUCGGGGAACCUCUGGCCAAGAUGGAGUUAUUCCUGUUUUUCACCUCCCUACUUCAGAGGUUUUCCUUCUCAUCACCUGCUGGAGAGCAGCCCAGUCUGGAGUUCAACCUGGGAGGCACUCGCUCUCCCAAACCUUAUUGCCUCUGUGCCACACCACGAUAAACCACUACACACAACGAGUCACUGUGUUCCACUGUGUUUAUCUUGUAAUGCAUCUGCUAUAUACAUUUUUGUAAGUCAAUAAACGGAGAUUAAUUUAUGCUUCUCACGCAGACUGCUAUGUGUUAAAGUUCAUACCGUUGUUUCAGUCUAAGGUGGGGCAAGUGAGACAAUGCAAUGACUCUCAGUGCUGUUGAUGACUUGAAUGUAUUUCACCUGCUUCUACAUUUAGGGUUCGUAGAAGCUGAAGUUUGUACAACAGGAUAUUUGAAUAAAUUUUAAAAGCCUUGAAA